UCUGUGGUUUUAACAUAACAUAACCCACAGACAUAACCUCACUUUUAACGUAAAGGUUAGUACUUUGUAAAAAAUGUACCUUGUGUAUUUGAAUAUAAACAUAUUUUUCCCCAAAUAUUAGUGUAGAAAUUUUUUGUUGAUAUUAAAUAUUCAUAUAUAAACAUGAAAGCCACCAAACGAACACAUGACUUCAAAGCCUUGGAAUUAAAAAUUAACGAACAGUCCACUUCUCCACAUAUAAUUUAUUUUAAAGAACAUAUUGUCAGGGAACAUACAAAUGAUAAACCUUCUGGAAGAACUCUAUUUAUAAUCAAUGUACCUCCAUAUGCUGAUGAGAAUGGCCUUAAAAACGCAUUUUCCGAAGCCGGGAAAGUCAAUUCCGUAAUUUUUUCUCUAAAACCCAGUUCAAAUACUCAGUCAAAUAGAUUCAUCACAGAAAAAUGCAAGCAGUCUUUUAAAGUAUGUUAUUUAGUUUUUAAAAAGGUUUCUGAACUAAACAAAGCUCUUGAACUAAAAAAGUUACAACCAAUGCAUUCAAAUGGUCAUGAAAUUAAUGUGGGGAUGAAGAAAUGGAUACAGGAAUACAACAAUUCAGUUGAAACACCCAAAGUUUUAAAAGAGAGAAUAGAAGUUUUCAUGAAAGAGCAUGAUAAGAAAGUGGAUUUGGAACAAAAACAAGAGAAAGAACUGGAAAAAGAGGAUGAUGAAGGAUGGAUAACAGUGACGAAGAGGGGGAAAAUGCAAAGUUUUGCUCGUACUGAAAAAGUUGAAAAUAAAAUAUUGGCUAAAGAAGAAUCAAAUAAGAAAAGAAAGGAGUUGAAAAACUUCUACACCUUCCAAAUCCGGGAGUCCAAGAUGAAGCACAUAGUUGCACUCCGGCAAAAGUUUGAACAAGAUAAACAGAAGAUUGUACAAAUAAAACAAAGCCGUAGAUUUAAACCAUUUUAAUUCUAUAAAUAUUUUUACAGAACAUCAUGAUGUAUCAUAUUCAUUGACAAUUUCUUUCUUACAUGUUUGUAGAAUAAAUUUAACUGAAUAAAAUGUAAUGUAAUAUUCAUAGUCUUAAAAGAAAAUCUUGCAAAGGAGCAAUAACCAUACAGAUUACAGUACAUUUAAGUGAAAAAAUAAAAACUGGCCAAAUACGAGUCCAACUCUUACACCAAG
This is a messenger RNA of Maniola jurtina (meadow brown), 1164 nucleotides long. Its product is annotated as ribosomal RNA-processing protein 7 homolog A. Bases 163 to 948 code for a protein of 261 amino acids. Gene Ontology annotation, molecular function: RNA binding. Gene Ontology annotation, cellular component: UTP-C complex; CURI complex. Gene Ontology annotation, biological process: ribosomal small subunit assembly; rRNA processing. The record is from RefSeq and is a predicted model, not a curated record. The transcript is spliced from 2 exons. Lineage: Eukaryota; Metazoa; Arthropoda; Insecta; Lepidoptera; Nymphalidae.